AUGUCUGAAGCUGCUGUAUCUUUACCUGAUAUUACUCGAUCAAUAUCGCCAGAUAUUUCAUUUAUAAAUUCAAAUAAAGGAAAGCCUUUACUCGUAGCAAAUAACUACGUUUUCAAAUUGAAUAAAACAACAGCUACAACUAAAUAUUGGAUAUGUACACUUAAUGGAUGUUUAGCUAAGUUACAUACAAAUUUGAAUGGUCAAUUAACUAAAACAAUUUGUGAUCAUAAUCAUCUUCCAGAAAAAGAAAAACUUGAAGCUCGUGAAUUUCGUGAAAAAGUCAGACAAUGA
This is a messenger RNA of Rotaria sp. Silwood1, 291 nucleotides long. NCBI's taxonomy places the organism in Eukaryota, Metazoa, Rotifera, Eurotatoria, Philodinida, Philodinidae. The record is from the annotation of a GenBank genome assembly.